UCAUUUCUAAACGGAACAUAUGAAACGUCAAAGUCUACAUUUAUUGACGUAUUCCGCAAACAUCGGUUUCGGUGUUGAAUUUUAUGAAAAAUUUAAGUAAGCAAAAUAAAAAGUAACUAUUUGCUUGUCAUAAAACAAAGAUUAAUGCUCACCCGAUAUGGUCAGGAAUAGGAAACAACCCGCGCAACAGAAACAUGGGAAUAACCACGAAUCUAGCAGUAGUUCUGGGGCGAGCGAUGUCUCUUUCGUUAGCAGGACUUUUCACUUGUUAUCUAUUUGGAAAACUUUUGUUGGAGUGGUGUGUUUUAUGAUAGCUGUGUACAUAAGUACUUUGGGGUACUUAGAGACAAGAGUUAACACGCCGUUAGGUGAAGAAAAGGUAGUCAUCGACGCAGGGCUGGCGGUGCCAGAUAUGUACUGGGGUAGCUAUCGGCCCGGCGUUUACUUUGGGAUGAAGAGUCGCGACCCGCGCUCACCCGUCUUUGGCAUGAUGUGGUACGAGCUAGCAGCAUCUGCGCAUAAAGGAAUCAGACACCAGUGUGAACAGAAUGACAACCUGCCGACAUACGGCUGGCUGCGUCACGAUGGGGUCCACUUCGGGGAGCAGCUGAUCUCGGACCCCCCACACGACAUACGCACCUCCUUCUUGAAGACCCCCGGGGGGGAGCACGGCGGCCAUUGGACUGCGCGCAUCAAUAUCACUUCAACAGAUGGACGGAACACGCCGCUGGUGCUGAUAUGGUACGGCGCGCUGGACGAGUCGCUGGGUGCAGGGGUGCACUCCCGGCUGUGGGUCGAGCGCGACACGCUGCUGGGCCACACGCCCGCGCUGGGCAACUUCAAAGUGCACCUGGUGCCUCACACUGGUAAAAUAAUCCACAAGUCUCACUCGGAGGCCUACGCCAGUGGGCUGCAAGUUCUCAAGGAGAAGUUUUACUCGCUGCUGCGAGUGGACAAACACCCGAACUUCGGUCGACUCGCCGUCUUGGGGCCUGAUGGGGAACUGAAGAAAAACAUCGACACUGAAGUCAACUUCGUUCCAAUACAACUACUAGUCGAGACUCCCUUCGUGCUGGAUGUGAUAUACACCACAGAAGACUUCCCCAUACCGCCAAUAAAGGGGGAUGAGUAUACCAGAACUUUGGCCAACUUAACGAAGGAGUUCGAUAAAAAGUUCGAAGAGAAAUUUAAAUUAAAGGAGAAAGGCUACUCGGACGAGGACGUGGGCAUCGCCAAAGCGGCCAUGUCGAACAUGAUAGGCGGCAUCGGGUACUUCUACGGCGCCAGCCGCGUGCAGUCCCAGUACACCAAGGAGCCGGUGCCCUACUGGAAGGCGGCCUUGUACACCGCCGUGCCCAGCAGAUCAUUUUUCCCUCGCGGUUUCCUAUGGGACGAAGGGUUUCACGGUCUACUAAUCGGUCGGUGGUCACCGGAUAUCCAGCUCGACAUCGCAGCGCAUUGGCUGGACCUCCUCAACGUUGAGGGGUGGAUACCGCGUGAACAGAUUCUAGGAGUGGAGGCGUUGGCAAGAGUUCCCAAGGAGUUCGUAGUACAGAGCAACGCGGCGGCCAACCCGCCCAUGCUGCUUUUGACCAUUGGCCACCUGGUCAAGACCAGGCCUGAACUGUUCAAGGUCGACUCACCACAUCGAGACAUUUUGGACAGGAUGUUCCCUAGACUACAGGCGUGGUACCAGUGGUUCCAGACCACUCAGAAGGGCGAGGAGGCGACCUCUUACAGGUGGCGGGGCAGAGAUAACGAUGGGGUCCAGUUGAACCCUAAAACAUUGACUUCGGGACUUGACGACUAUCCCAGAGCCUCGCACCCGUCGUACAUCGAGCGGCACGUGGACCUUCGUUGCUGGAUGUACGCCGCCGCGGACGCCAUGGCCACCAUAGCGAGGGUCCUCGAACUGGAGACGGACAAAUUCGAAUCAACGAGAGACCAGUUGGGUGACGAAGACCUCCUGAACGAGCUGCACUGGUCGCCGCAUACGCAGACCUACGCGGACUUCGGACUACAUACAGACGGAGUCAGGUUCGUGAGGCAACAAAGCAAGAACCCGCAGGAGGGGUCCAAGGUGGUGCGCAGCGUGACCAUAGCGCCGCAGCCCCGCCUCGUCACCUCUGCGUUCGGUUAUGUCUCCCUAUUCCCCAUGCUUCUCAAAGUACUCCAACCUGAAAGCGAGAAAUUAGGGAAGAUAUUAGAGAUGUUGGACAAACCCGACUUAUUGUGGUCACCGUAUGGGCUGAGGUCACUGUCGAAGCUGUCGCCACUGUACAUGAAGAGGAACACGGAGCACGACCCGCCGUACUGGCGCGGGCAGGUGUGGGCCAACGUCAACUACCUGGCGCUCGCCGCCCUGCGCCACUACAGUGCGCGGGGGCCCCACGCGCAGCGCGCCAGCGCUCUCUACACUGCGCUCAAGGAGAACGUAGUGCGAAACAUUCUCUCUGAGUACAAGAGAACAGGAUACCUUUACGAGCAGUACUCGGGGGAGGACGGUCGAGGCAGUGGCUGUAAGCCUUUCACCGGCUGGACAGCCCUUGUCGUCCUUAUCAUGGCGGACGAGUAUUAACGACCUUCCAAAGGCGACCUUAUCUGCGCAGAUUUAAAUAGCAGAAGAUUGUGGACGUUGCAUGGUUUGACAAUGGGGAUGAUGACUAGGUUUGAAUAUAUUGAUAUUUUUUAUACAUUCGGGUAUAUAAGGUCAAUGUUAACUAAUUUAUACAUAAAAAGUAAAGAUUGUCUGGAUAUUUGCAAAAUAAAUGGGAUUAUGAAUUUUCAAAAUCUAUUAAAAAUCUUUUAUCGUAAUUAGAUGAAAGGUUAUACAGUUUUAGCUUCCUAAUAUUAAAUGUGACAUUUUUUAAUAAAUGAACUAUAAACAUAAACGCAGAAAUAACAAAGAUAGUAGUAAUUUCGUUUAAACGCCCAUACAAAUCUGACGAUCAUUAUGUACCUACGACGUCAUUAAUUGGUACCAUUUUGUAUGUGACAUUUUUCAGGGAUCCGCGGCAGCGACAAAUCUGACCCUUUAAAUCCCUGUAGCUCCGAAAGUAAUGAUCGCAGAUACCCUGUUACUUUUACAAAAUUGCUUUACUAUUAGCGUACUCUUAAUUUAUAUACAAUUUAAAAAACUGUCAUCAUCCCUAUUGACCUACCGCCGCAAGAUUCAAUAACGGACUUAUAGGAACGUCGUAUGAUUUAACACUUUACUUACAGUGCAAGCGACGCAAGAUUUAACAACUGACUUACGUGAAAGUUGUAUGAUUUAACAUUUCACUUAUAAUGCAAGCGUCGCAAGAUUUAACAACUGACUUACGUGAAAGUUGUAUGAUUUAACAUUUCACUUAUAAUGCAAGCGUCGCAAGAUUUAACAACAGACUUACGUGAAAGUUGUAUGAUUUAACAUUUCACUUAUAAUGCAAGCGUCGCAAGAUUUAACAACAGACUUACGUGAAAGUUGUAUGAUUUAACAUUACACUUAUAAUGCAAGCGUCGCAAGAUUUAACAACAGACUUAUAAGAACGUAGUAUUAUUUAACACUUCACUUAUAAUUCAAGCGUCGCAAGUUUUACCAACAGACUUAUGUUAACGUCGUAUGAUUUAACACUUCAUUUAUUAUAAGCGUCGCAAUAUUUAACAUUGGACUUUAGUGCUAACCUAACAGAAUUUAGCAGUUGACUUAAGGCGAUGUCACACUAGUGCGUUGCGUUGUCAGAACCGGUCAACGCAUUGUAUGCCACAUCUGCGUUGCGUUGACGCAUGACGUUGCAGCGCAAGUUUCAAUAUUGCAUAUAAAACAAAUUAGCACUGUCCGUCGUUCGUUGAAACAACGCAACGUCAACGCAGCGCUUUGUGGCCUAUCGUUUAAAAUAUACAGAAAGCAACGCAUUUUCGACGCUGCGAUGUACCAAUGUAACGCAAAGCACUAAUGGGGCAUCGCUUUUAUAUGGAUCGCUGUCCUGGCGGAUGAGUAAUCCUUUCAAAUGCGACCUUAUCUGUGCAAGUUUGAGUAAACAACUAAGUAUGUUGUGUGGGCAUCGUAUGAUUUAACACUUAAUUUUGCAAGCGUCGCAAGAUUUAACAACGGACUUUAGUGUUAGCUAUUACUAUUCAAAACAUGGCACAAUACAUCGUUUUUUAUGGUAUUUUCGUUUUUGCUAUUAAACUAUAACCACUUAAACGUCCAUGUUAUCAACCAGAUAUUAAACGCCCCGAUAAGCCCCGCCCCCCAAAAAUCCUCAAAAAUCCCCAAAAUUCGAUAGACCUACUAAAAACGUAACGACGACUUAAGUAUCGCAUGUAUUUGAAAAUAAAAUAGCACGUAAAAAUAUCUACUUUUUUUUAAAUUAUUAAACUUUAUUUUUUUUUUUUAAAUUAUAAACUUUUUGCAAAAUCAAUCAAACUUUUCUUACACAACACUAAGAUAAAAAAAAUCUCGUGGUUUUAUCGUGGUAUGUACCCGUUUAAAUAAUAUUCACAACACUAAUAUAUUUACCACCAGAUUUAAGUAUACAUUUUUCAUAAUUAAAAACCAUAAAAACAACCAUAAGAACUUAGAAAUUCUACGGAAGCCUUAAAACGAUGUAAUGGGCCAUGUUUUGAACUAUACGAGUGUAAGCUGACGGACUAUUCACUAACUUUGUCUUCAUUGACAACCUAUUAGAAUAAACAUCAAAUCAGCUGUGAAAGGGGAUGAUGACUAGGUUUGAAUAUAUUGAUUUUUAUGAUACAUUCGGGUAAAUAAUGUUAACUAAUUUAAUAAUUUAUACAUAAAAAGCAAAGAUUGACUGGAUAUUUGCAAAAUAAAUAAGAUUAUAAAAUUUCAAAAUCUAUUAAAAAUCUUUUAUCGUAAUUAGAUGAAAAUUCAUACAGUUUUAGCUUCCUUACAUUAAAUGUGACAUUUUUAAAUACAUGAACUAUAAACAUAAACGCACAAAUAACAAAGAUAUCAGUAAUUUUGUUUGAACACCCAUACAAAUCUAACGAUCAUUAUGUACCUACGACGUCAUUAAUUCGUACCAUUUUGUAUGGGGCGGUUUUCAGGGAUCCGCUUCAGCGCCGCAAAUCUGACCCUUUAAAUCCCUGUAGCUCCGAAAGUAAUGAUCGCAGAUACCCUGUUACUUUUACAAAAUUGCUUUACUAUUAGCAUACUCUUAAUUUAUAUACAAUUUAAAAAACUGUCAUCAUCCCUAUUGUCAUCGACAUACUGUAUGAUAUCCAAGAAUGGUUGUCAGUAAGCACCGGAUGACAUUUGUUACAUAUAAUCUCAAUUUCGUGUAUGUCAACUAUCAUACGUCGAAGUUAGUGAAUUGGGCUUCAAACAAUUUUGGGCUACCUCCUUUAUUUAGAUAUUUCAUGUCAAGUGUAAAAAUUUUAAUUCAAAAUUUAGACUAGCUAGUUGUUAUUUCAUUAUAUAGAUAACACAGAAUAAAGAAUUAUGCAGAAUGAGUACAGAAGCACGGUGAGGCCGGUGAAAUCCAUAAAAAAAACAAACGUCACGCGUCUCCUUGUCAUCCGCAUAUAUACUUUUUUUCAUAAUUUGUAUAUUAAGAUUGAUAUUAAUAUCAUAAUAGACUAAUUAAUUACCAAUAAAAGUAAUUAUUGCCUGUAAAAAAAUACUCUAUCUUAUUUUUUAAAAUUUUUGUGAACAGUUUUUAAAAUAUUUUAAAACAUAAGACGCCAUUUUUCUGGAAUCAUAUCGAAAAUUGCUGAUGCGACGCUUCGUGUCUGGUCUGACUGGUGAAUGUAUUCCUUUUUUUGAUUUGUAUUUAGAAUGGCUACAUCCUUAUUUAUUUAUUUGGUUUACCAAUGACUGUUGCAGCAUUUACACAACUACAAUCAAAAAAAAACACAAGGCUCUGCACAAUCAAAUGAAGCUACACACGGCAUGCUCAUUUCCGUAAUAUUAAAAUAAAUUAACGAUUACAUAAAAUCAGUUUACAUAAGAAAAAAAUUACAGUAACAAGAAAAAGAAACAUUUUACAACUACUAUUUGAAUAUACUAUAUAAUAUAUAAUACAAAAAAUAAAAUGAGAUUGGUAAAAACAAAAACAAAAAUUAGUUUAGCAAAUUUAGUAAAACUAACUGCGCUCUAUCUGCAUUUUAUUCUUUUAUCUGUGAUAGUUAAUAGUAACGUAAAAUUCAUAAUUAAAAAUGUCAAUUAUUGGAUAGGUACACUAUCUAAUUGGUUUUACUUCUCUAGGUUCUAGCUAUAGAUAAAUUUUUAAUAGAGAUUUGUUUUGAUUGACUCCAGCGAGGAAGUUAAAACAUUAGGGAGGGUACCCUGCAUGUUGUUGAGUACCGCCAAGUAUGAUUGACGAUGAACCGUUAACACGAUCGCGGUACGAGGUCAAUUGACCUCGUGUGUCUGGCGUGUUCUCGUGACUAAUACGAGGUCAAUAGACCUCGUAUUAGUUACGAGGUCGAUGGACCUCGUACCGUAAACUUACCUAGUUUCACUUCCAGUCUUUUUUCAAAUGUCAAACUAAAGUAUUCAUUCUCUAGUGUUAAACUACCUUUAACUUGUAAAUACGGUUUUAUUAGAGGAUUCGAAAGCAGGUUCAACAAGAAAACCAUCUAGUAAGCUUUACUCAAUGCUAGUUUCUGCACUUGAUUGGACUUUAUUAAUGGAUACGUAUGAGAAACAUAAAAUCCCAGCGAUUUAUUAAGAUGUCGCUAUUUAUUUAUUUAUUUUGUCCACCAGUGACUGUUGCAGCAUUAACACAACUACAAUCGAAAAAAAAACACAAACACAAGACUCCGCACAAUCAAAUGAAGCUACACACGGCAUGCUCAUCCGUAAUAUUAAAAUGAAUUAACGAUUACAUAAAAUCAGUUUACAUAAGAAAAAAAAAUGCAUUUUACAGUAACAAGAAAAAGAAACAUUUUACAACUACUAUUUGAAUCUAUGUAUAAAGCUGAAGAGUUUGUUUGUUUGUUUGAUUGAACGCGCUAAUCUCAGGAACUACUGGUCCGAUUUUAAAAAUUCUUUCAGUGUUAGAUAGCCCAUUUAUCGAGGAAGGCUAUAUGCUAUAUUAUCACCAUAUUCCUAUGGAAACGAGAACCACGUGGGUGAAACCACGGGCGUUAGCUAGUAUACUAUAUAAUAUAAAAAAUAAAAUGAAAUUGGUAAAAACAAAAAUUAGUUUAGUAAAUCUAGUAAAACUAACUUGCGAUAUGUCCUUGGUGAGUCUAUUGGUAUUUCGAGCUCUAGACCAGACAUUUUCCUUUUGUCCCUCAGACCAAUUAUUGCAUAGGACCUGCCUCGCUAGACGUUACUUUUCUGUCAAAGUAUAUAAUCAACGAUCUAAUGCGAUUAUAAAAAUUGUCUCUAUAGAAUCGAUAUUAAAUAGUUGUAAUCGUAUUCGUCGGUUAAAGAGCUCCGUAAAAAUACUUUUUUGUGUCAUUGAAUUGUGUAAAAAACGGGCAAAAACUUCUAGGUUAGUAUAAGAUAUAUACAAAAUCUAAGCUCGUUUUGCUCAGAAAAUUACGGACAAUUUUGUUCGUGACUAUGAGUGCGAUACAGGUCCUUCUAUAAUUGGUCUGAGUUUUGUUCACACAAACUAAGCGAAUAGUACUUAUAGAGCUUUCUGAGCCGUUAAAUCCCUGUAGCUCCGAAAGUAAUGAUCGCAGAUACCCUGUUACUUUUACAAAGUUCCUUGAACAUUUCUAAUUAAUUUUCGGUAAAGAAUAUAGUCCCAGAGUUACGGGUAAUUAUGUAUAAAUUAUAAUUAUUCAACCAGUCUUCUGUAUAUUAUGUAAAUAAAUAAUUUAAAGAAA
Bicyclus anynana (squinting bush brown) is the source of this 7785-nucleotide messenger RNA. RefSeq names its product mannosyl-oligosaccharide glucosidase (gene GCS1). NCBI's taxonomy places the organism in Eukaryota, Metazoa, Arthropoda, Insecta, Lepidoptera, Nymphalidae. Gene Ontology annotation, biological process: protein N-linked glycosylation; oligosaccharide metabolic process. Gene Ontology annotation, cellular component: endoplasmic reticulum membrane. The record is from RefSeq and is a predicted model, not a curated record. The coding region runs from base 158 to 2578 and encodes 806 amino acids. The transcript has 16 exons. Gene Ontology annotation, molecular function: Glc3Man9GlcNAc2 oligosaccharide glucosidase activity.